AGCCACUGUGGACACCUUGCAAUGACGUUCUCACUAUUAUGCCUCUGCAGCCGGAUAUCAGCAGUCUCCUUUGUCUCCACACAGAUGGAGCCGUCCCUGGAGCUGGCCAACGGGACCAGGGUCCAGCAGUUCAUCCUGCUGGGCUUGUCCACCAGGCUGGGCGUCAGGGGCGUCCUGUUUGCCGUCUUCCUGGCUCUCUACCUGCUGACCCUCCUGGAGAACACCCUCAUCGUCUCCCUCAUCUGCAGCCACAGCCAGCUCCGCAAGCCCAUGUACUUCUUCCUGGGCAACCUCAGCUGCCUGGAGAUGUGCUACGUGUCCGUCACCAUGCCCACCCUGCUCCUGGGGCUGUGGGUGGGACCCUAUCACAUUUCCUUCGUGGCCUGCAUGACCCAGCUCUUCUUCUUCAUAGUCCUCAUCUGCACGGAGUGCACGCUGCUGGCCUCCAUGGCCUAUGACCGCUACGUGGCCAUCUGCCGCCCUCUGCACUACCCGCUGCUCAUGCGGCCCCGGGUCUGUGUGGGUUUGGCUCUGACUUCAUGGCUGGGGGGGCUGCUGGUCUCGGUGGCCAAGACCUCGUGCAUCGCCAGCCUGUCCUACUGCGGCCCCAACGUGCUCAACCACUUCUUCUGCGACGUCUCCCCCCUGCUCAACCUCUCCUGCACCCACGUGGCCCUCACGGAGCUGGUGGACUUCAUCUCCGCCAUCGUCAUCUUCUGCGGGACUCUUCUGGUGGCGCUGGCCUCCUACGUGGCCAUCGGGAGGGCGGUGCUGCGCAUGCCCUCGGCCGCCGCCCGCCGCAAGGCCCUCUCCACCUGCGCCUCGCACCUGGUGGUGGUGGGCAUCUUCUACUCGGCCGCCCUCUUCAUCUACUGCCGCCCCAGCCGCAUCAAGUCCAUGGACCUCAACAAGGUGCUGUCGGUCAUCUACACGGUGGCCACGCCCCUGUGCAACCCGGUCAUCUACUGCCUGCGCAACAGGGAGGUCCACGCGGCGCUGCGCAGGACCCUUCGAGGGCCGUGACCCCGCCGCCCGCGGCCCGGGGCUCUCCCUCGCCUCCAGUCCUCCUGGGCCCAGCACCAGCGGUGACCUGGAAAACCAGAGGCCAGGCUGGAGGAGGGGUCCCCCAGGCGCUGAGUCCACAUGCACGACAUCAGCCUGAGCCACGGAGGGCUCGCGAGCCGAGGCUGCGGGGAAGGGGUGGCCAGAGGACGUGUCCGCCCAGGGGGAGGGUCUCAGCUCACGGCUAGAAGCGGAGUGAACACUGUCGUGUCCACCCAGCGGGUCCGUGUGUCCCCAGAACAGGGGUCACACGCAGGGUGGCGUGCUCCUCGUGUGCAUGAAAACGUCAGGAAAAGCCCAGUGUCCAGUCCUAGGGA
This is a messenger RNA of Ictidomys tridecemlineatus (thirteen-lined ground squirrel), 1379 nucleotides long. Its product is annotated as olfactory receptor 6Z7. The record is from RefSeq and is a predicted model, not a curated record. Gene Ontology annotation, cellular component: membrane. NCBI's taxonomy places the organism in Eukaryota, Metazoa, Chordata, Mammalia, Rodentia, Sciuridae. Gene Ontology annotation, biological process: G protein-coupled receptor signaling pathway. Gene Ontology annotation, molecular function: olfactory receptor activity; G protein-coupled receptor activity.